Molecule: messenger RNA, 4649 nt
Organism: Asterias rubens (European starfish)
Lineage: Eukaryota; Metazoa; Echinodermata; Asteroidea; Forcipulatida; Asteriidae
Product: lipoma-preferred partner homolog
Exons: 10
Coding region: 541-1980 (479 amino acids)
Biological process (GO): cell-cell adhesion
Cellular component (GO): stress fiber; focal adhesion
Source: RefSeq, a predicted model, not a curated record
CAGACAGAUGUUAAAGUUAAGAACUUGGACAAGACCAUUUGAGUUUUUGGGGGUGUCUGGUGAUUUUUUAUUCACCAUCUGAGGUUUAGUUCCUCUGUUUUUUUUUUCUUUGAAUGCAUUCCUUUCUGGAAUACUUGGUGUAGCCGUCCGUCCGGAGAUUGUGGUGGCAGACUUGAGUGGAUCAUCUUCCACCGAGGCCAGAUAGUUUGAUCAAAUUUGGAAUUGACUUCAUCCUUAGUGAGGACUCGGCGUCAAGAUUUGAGAAAGUCAAUGGGUUUUCCUUCUUUCUUGUGAAUUAAGUGUGUCAUGAAUGUUGUUUUCCUUGAAACUUUGUAAUCAUCUUCGGUGUGGUUCAAGAGUAAUCGGAGCUGAAAUUCGUCUCUAGAGGAAUUUGAGCUGAAAUGGAAUUUAUUUGAGCUUACUAAACUGAAAGUCAGCCUCCUGUGCUCAGGGACUUUUCUAAAGGGAUUUGACAUUCUCAUUUCGCCGUUUCCUGGUGGUGCAGGAACUUAUUUCUGAUCUUCUUUCUGGAAUUGUAGAAUGGGGACACAAAAAAUAGACACGAUAGAAGACAUGACGACGACCAUGGAUCGUCUCCAGCAGGAGCUGGAUAACCUAGACCAAGCCAGGCAGGAGCUUUCCAGUCCUCAGCCUUACACCACACAGACCAUCUCAUCAGCCAACCUCUACUCCAGUCAGCCCAAGAAGUUUGCCCCUGUCACUGCGCCCAAACCCAAGGGCAAGGCUGGUGGGUAUGGGGGUAGUUCUCUGCCCCCGCCAGGCCCCCACAGUUCCAGAGCCCCUCCCCCUCCAACGCUACCCAAACCAACCAGGCAGACGCCAGCGAAAGUAGGUCCACCAGCGCCACCUCCUAAAACAUCUCCGCGCCAUCAGCAGUUUAGUACAGCAGCUGUGCAGUCGCACACUCAGGUAUCAUUUCCCAAGUCGGAAGACUUCCUCCCCCCACCCCCACCUGCCCAAGCCGUCUCCCCCGGAGAUGCACCUCUUCCCCCACCACCCCCUGAGCUUCUACACGGUGGAGGGGUCCACUCUGACCUACCCCUGCCCCCGCCACCACCCCCAAGCCACGUGACGAUGCAACAGUACAACGAGCCGCGCCCUCCACCGCAGCCCCAUGUCCAGCCAAGCUACAACAAGCAGCCUGCGUAUCAACAGCAGCGGCCACCCCAGCAGAACGGGGGCGCUGCGACGGCUGCCUACAAGCCGAUUCCACCAGACCUACCGAGGAGCUAUGCAGGGACCACCGUACCCAAGCCAACAGACCAGCCGAUCUCGGCGCCUGCCAAGACGGGUACGGAGGCUGAGAUUGACGCACUGACCAAUUUACUCAUGCAGAACAUGGAGGUGACCCCGGAUGAAGGAGAAUUCUUUGGAAUCUGCGCCCGAUGUGGUCAGAAGGUUGUUGGAGAUAACAGCGGUUGCACUGCUAUGGACCAGGUGUACCACAUUGACUGCUUCACCUGUGAUACCUGCCACGCCAAACUGCGUGGACACCCCUUCUUUGCCCUGGAGGGUAAAGCCUUCUGUGAGACCUGCUACAUGGAUUCGCUGGAAAAAUGCUCCACCUGUUCCAAGCCUAUCACUGAAAGGAUCUUGAGAGCCACUGGCAAGCCGUACCAUCCACACUGCUUCACCUGUGUAGUGUGUGGAAAGAGCCUUGACGGGAUACCGUUCACUGUGGAUGCAACUAACCAGAUUCACUGCAUUGAGGACUUCCACAAGAAGUUUGCCCCUCGCUGCAGUGUCUGCCUUCAGCCCAUAAUGCCCGAGUCAGGCCAGGAGGAGACAGUCCGCAUUGUGGCCUUGGAUCGUAGCUUCCAUGUCGGCUGCUACAAGUGUGAGGAUUGUUACGCUCUAUUGUCUUCCGAAGCGGAUGGGCGUGGCUGCUUCCCAUUGGACGAUCAUAUUCUGUGCCGUGACUGCAACACCAAGCGUGUCCAGGCCCUCACAGCACCAUAAACAGACAAACAUACAAACAAACAAACAGAGAGAGAGAGAGAGACUGAAUUGCAAAAUAAACCAAAGGACUUCAGCAACCAUUUUGGUCAAUUAUUGGAAAAUGACUGUUUUUUUAAACAGUGUUUUUAAUUUGUUGCCUUUUCACUUUAAACCAUGAUAAAUGGAAACAAACAAAUUUCUGUGCUUCCCUUCAAAGUACUAGUUAAAAGUGUUUUCAACAUGUUUAUGGCCACAAUUAGACAAAAAAUAAUCUGUGGAAAGGGUUCUAUACAUUUUCUUAAGUAUGGCUGAAAAUCUGUGUGUACGACAUGCAUUGUGGGAAAUGCAUAGUGUGCCGAAAACACCUGCAAUCAAGCAACGUGCACAACUCCAUGUGCCUGUAGUGUGUACUGCAUUAUCGGUAAAAAUGAUGUGAACUUCUUAGCGUGUAUCUUCAUUUGAAUGAAAGGAUUGUGCACUAUGCAUAACAGACACAGAUUUCCGGCCAAAUAGUUUUUAGGACCUGUUUCUUCCCUGUGCUGUAGGAAACUAAGGCCGUGUCUGAAACAGCGACUCCGGCUACAGCUAUGGCUAGAUCAGCAUAUCUGCCAGUGUUGAAGAAUAGGAAGCAGGCAGACACAAGCGAUCUAGCCGUAACUAUAGCUGAAGUCGCUGUUUCACACACGGCCUUAGUCUGGUACCCUGUAUGUCUACUGGUUGUGGAGGGGUGAAAUCAAUUUUGUUAUUGAGGGUACAAGUCUGUAGAAAAAGUGCCUUGUUUUAGAGAUUCUGUACUUGUAUAAAAUGAAGCUCAGCUGCAGUAAUUGGAAAAAGUCUUUUAAUUUUGUUGGGGUGUCAACAAGUAGAACCGUGUGGCGUGAAAAUAACUUCAAUCAGGUUGCUUGAAAUUGGCAAAAAGUUUUAUGUGUAAUGCUUGCUCUGAUUGGUUAAAAAUGUAGCAGAUGGAUUCUGAUGGCAGAUUACAUGUAGUUGCAGUUUAUAUAAUGGGUUGGAAUUGUUUUUAAUCUAGGCAGUCUACAUGUGUAGGUACUGAAAGCAGAGACUGUGACUGGAAUGUAAAUUGGCAGCUUAGAUUUUUAGUUUGACCAUGAUCAGUUGAAGGCUUCACCAGAAUGCAGCUUCGAAAAUUUAAAGAAGGAUAUUGGAUUGUAAAGGAGUCAGAAUGAAAGCAAUAAUUAUUUUAAAAUUGUAGAGGAACUGUUAUUAUGUCUUCAAACAAAAGAUUAUCAUUCAGUUUUAUGAACCGCCAUUAGAAAAGGAUGUUACUACAGUACUACAGUUUGUUUUCAGAAAAUGGUGGCAGAAGUGGGAUCAUAUGGAGCAGGUGGCACACUGUGUAAUAAUUGGUUAAAUAUCAAUUGUUUUCUGUGCACAGAUUGGACAAAGACGGAGAUAAACUGUCGUACUUCAUCCCAGUGUUUUCAUGUAUAAUGGUUUAUACUUUCGCUUGUUUGUUGUGCUCGGUUCUAUAGCCAAAACUGUUUUAGCUAACAAAAGUUAUUUUAUUUUAGGACUAACUGUUUUCCUUCCAUCGUAAGUUAUAAAAGCUUUGGUUUUUUCGCUUCUAAAGUUGUAUUUUGUUCCUGCCUUACAGUUCCUUUGAAAGUAAUUGUCAGAGUUUUGUUUGAAGGCAACCCAUUGGCAAACGUAUUUGUUACUUUUCGGGAGAAAUGUAAAAGAAUAAUGUUCAACUUCGGCGAAUUGUAUCUGAAGUCAAGUUAUUAGUGAAACAAACAUUUUGUAAGAACUUCUGUAAAAAAUUAGUUCAAAAUUAGUUAAUAACAACAAAAAUGUAACCUUUGUUAGAUAAUUCUAGAUUUAAAAAAAAUCUUUUUGAAUGAGAAAAUGAAUCGUUUCAAAAUGUAAUCCUUUGUAAGAUUGUGUCAUAAACACAUCAAACAAAUUCUCUAAACUUAAUUCAAAUUCUUAUUUUUAGCAUGUUUAAAACUAAUGCAAAAUGUAUCCUAUUUGCCCUAAAUUUGUAAUCGUUUAAUUUUUUUCAAAAUAUUAUUAUUAUUAAUAAUAAAAAUAGGGAAUAUUUAUUGUAAAGUUUUCAUGUGAAAUAAUAACAUCCUUUGACAAGUUUAAAAAGGUUAAAAAAAUCCAAUGGAGAAAAAACCCAAAACGUAUCAGGGAGUGGUUGAAAUUUGCUCACAGGUUUAGUUUUUGGUCUCUCAACACAAUUGUAAAUAAUUCGAUUAAAAAAAGAUCACAAUCUUUCCCUUUCAUUAUCAUUAUGUUCUGACCCACCAAACUAAUUAAAUCAUAACAAAUAAUAUGCAAACACUAUUAAUUUACAUUUUAAAUCAUGAUAACUAAAAAUGAUCAAACUGUUAUGAUCUUGGUAGACCUAUCUUAGGAAAGUCUGCAAUUUUCUAACAAGCAUUUUGAAAUUUUUGUGUUGACUUUUAUUUUGCAAGUUAUGUGGAGAUUUCCUUUUAAUUUGAAUUCCAAAUGAAUAUUUGAAACAACUUAGUUUGGAAUUGUGUUCUGUUUUUUCUUUUUCGAGUUAUUAGAUGCAUAUAAUUACUUCUAUACUUUGAGACUAGAUUCAUAUUUUACAGUACAUUAUAAUACCAAAUACUGCUACCCGUUUGUGGAACUAUUAUGCUAUGCGAUAUUUUUAUUAAUUUUGGGAAAAUAAAAUAAAUACUACUAAUAACAUUGUA